Cucurbita pepo subsp. pepo (vegetable marrow) is the source of this 1237-nucleotide messenger RNA. Lineage: Eukaryota; Viridiplantae; Streptophyta; Magnoliopsida; Cucurbitales; Cucurbitaceae. The record is from RefSeq and is a predicted model, not a curated record.
UGUCUUCUCCCUUGCAACUCUCUCAAUUACCCUUCAUUUUCUAAGGCCACCCAUUUCUCUGUUCUUCACAUUUCAUUGCUCCUUUCUUCUUUCUUGUGUUUUCCUUGAUGGGCUUUCACUUUUAGGCUUUUUGAACACCCAAAUGAACGCUUUGGAUCAUUCUACUUCAGUUGCUGGAGAAGAAGAAGAACUCGUUGCUUUUCUUUAGAUACCAUUCUUCAUCCACCGGGAAGAAAGGAAACUGAAAUCACAUGCACUAAGCCUUCUCGGGUUUGAAGGAAAAACAACCGCCAUCGAUCUCCAAUUUCUUUGGGGGGUUUUUGCUUGUCGGUUCGUAAUCUUAUUGUCUAAAGGGGUUGGUUGUAUCAGCUGUUUCAACAUCAUGUCAAACAAAUUGAAAGGGAUCUACAAAAGUUUCAAGUACAUUUCCCAAAUCUUUGUGGUGAAAGAACGAGAGAUGGAGAUUGGGUAUCCUACGGAUGUGAAGCAUGUGGCACAUAUUGGAUGGGAUGGCCAUUCUGGAACAGCGCCCAGUUGGAUGAAUGAAUUCAAAACAGCACCAGAGCAUUUAUCAGCUGCGUCGUUUGGGGAUAUUAGUGAUAGAAUAGAUUCCAGUUCUUCUGCUGUUACAGCUCCUACAACAUGGUCUUCUCUUGAUUUUGAUCAAGCAAUGCUACGCCAACAAUCAUCAGACUUGUUUGGUGAACUUCCACGCACAGAAAUUCCCAACAUUCCCACAAAACCAAAGAAAAAGACCAGAAACUUCUCUCCAAAAUCUUCUUCAAAAUCAUCACGAGCAUCAAAGACAAAGCCAUCAUCCUUCGGCGAGAUCAAGAUGGUACCCAAUUUGCAAGUAUAGAACUACCAUUAUAACUCUCAUACUUGUGCAAAUGAAUAGAUAAACAAGUCUAGUCUGCCUUUUUUAUCAUAUCAGGAAUGGCGUGCUUUUUUCGACUCCAUUGUAUAUCUGACGAACAAUGAAAAGUAGUAAUUUUCGGGUCCUUUUCGCUCCGGAAAGGGAAUCUAGUUAGGCAUUAGAAGAUGUGUAAAAGAAUUGAUGUUGAUGCAAUGUCUAAGAUGGGUCAAAAGAGAGCAUUUUGUUUUGAUUUUCAAGAAGAAAAGGCCAUGCUUGAUAUGGAAGUGUGCUGCUACUUUGAACAAAUGUGUUGUUGUGAGUUCAUUUUCUUUGAUGGGUCUGGAAAAUUUAUUAGUGAAUGCACCCAUGUUUGGUUCUUUG